GGUAGAUUCAGAGGUUUUUGAGGAGCUCAUAAAAGAGUUCCAUGGACCUUUCCUAGUUUCAUUGGCCAAUGAAGCACCUUGUAACCCUCACUUCACAUCAUCUCCAGGGUCUACUGCAUCUGACGAGACAGUGAUCCUCAACUUCUCCCAGCUUGAGCCAGCCGAGGACCCUGUUGCAGCCCAAGGCAGUCAACCUAAAAGGCCUUGCCGGAUCAACUAUGAAGCAAGAGCUCUGAUUGAAAAAAUCCUGACUACAAAGCCUGGAGGUGACCGUAUCAUGGAGGAGUAUGCCAAAACAAAAUCAAUCACGGAUUCAACCAGAAGACGGCUCAUCAACAUACUUACUGCAGAAAUGACCGAAACACAUGGGACCUCGCCACCCCGGAGUGUGAAAGUGAUGUAUGCACAGGGGAUUAUCGCUCUGUUUCCCUACCUUGAAGACCCAUACUCACAGAAUGGAUUUGAACACUACUACGACCCGGAAAGCGGUUCAGGAUACAUUGCUUGGCGGUUGAAGACUAUUCAACGAAAAGCUUCAGAGGAAAGAGGUCCAGCUGUUAGAUCUCCUAAAGUUGGUGGGCCAGGCCAUGGACGUACUACACCCCUUACUGACAAAGUCCUGACUGAUGAGGAGGUGGAAUCAGCUAUCGCUGUGUUGAGACAUUCUGCUGAUGAGGAAACCAUCCGUGAAAAAAUGAAAACCACCUUCAGUUACCGCCAAGCAAUGGUCAAUGACCAUGACAAAUCGGCAGAGGUCUUCUCAGUUUUUCCACGAUUCCUGGACACACAGGGACUGGUAGAGCAGGAUUUCAGACUGAUGUUUGGCGAGCAGACUGCCAAUAAGUUCCUGGAGAGAUGGCCUACCACUUUCAAAGCAAGAGUCAUCAAGGAAAGCCAUGGACUUGUCCCCUCCACAGACCUUCUUGAUUUGAUGCACAAUGCUGAGACAUCCACUGAAGUUGAAAAUGGGUGGGACAGUGACAUGUCUGCCAUCAUACUGCUGCUACAUCUGCUACCGCCAUCUGCACAGGGACGCAAGAGGCCAGGGAAGAUAUCAGCAUCUAAUGCCGUCGAUCACCUCAUCAAAUUUCAAAAGACGGGAACAAGCCUGCAGCAGCAUCUAGACAACAUCACUCAAAGCCGUCAGCCCUACAUCCUUGCACAGGGACCCACAAAAAGCAGCAUUCACUCCUUCUUCAUUGCCAUCGACAAGCACGCACUUCCAUGCCAAGCCACCACCUCAGUCGGAGCCCUGGAUGAACUCUUCAAGGCCCACUUUGUCUUUGGUACAUCUUACAGUCCUGCCUUGAACAAUUUUUUCACUUUUCUCCAAACUGCCAUUUACAACAUUGAUGUAGGGAAAACUAAGGAAACGCCAAGAAUUGCAGAAUUGCGAGCUAGAAUGGUGCGUUAGACACCAUUUAAAGAAAAAUGAGGUGCUUUCUUUGCAGU
This is a messenger RNA of Engraulis encrasicolus (European anchovy), 1452 nucleotides long. RefSeq lists its product as uncharacterized. The transcript is spliced from 9 exons. Lineage: Eukaryota; Metazoa; Chordata; Actinopteri; Clupeiformes; Engraulidae. The record is from RefSeq and is a predicted model, not a curated record. Bases 278 to 1414 code for a protein of 378 amino acids.